Cicer arietinum (chickpea) is the source of this 788-nucleotide messenger RNA. RefSeq lists its product as uncharacterized. NCBI's taxonomy places the organism in Eukaryota, Viridiplantae, Streptophyta, Magnoliopsida, Fabales, Fabaceae. The record is from RefSeq and is a predicted model, not a curated record.
UUUUAUUCCAAAAAUAAACUUUCAGUUGCUAAUGUCGUAAUCUUAUAAAAUUCUGUUCACGGCUCAGACCUUUCCUCUCAUUUCUAACCCAUUGUUUUAUCUAUCUUUUGAAAUCACAAUGUUUUUCAAUGAAGGAACGAAAUCUAACCUGACUUGUGCUUUGAAAGUGGAUACUAAUAGUAAAGGUUGGUCAGAAACUACUAGCAAAAUUUUGAGGAAAAUCAAAGGGCUAAACUACAAUUUGGAUACAAAAGAUGGGAUGAUAUAUAUUUCAGGGAAAGUAGAUCCACAUAAAAUUUUGAGAAUGAUUACAAAACAUGCAAAGAAAGUAGAGCUUUGUUGGAUGAAAACAGUGGAACAACAAUAUGGCAAUGGGAACAACUAUGGUAUGGAUCAACAUAUGCCCAUCUCUGGUUACACAGCAUCAUAUCACAACAAUAGAGGAUAUUAUACCCAUCCUCCUCCUCCAAUGUCUUAUUCCCAUUCUGCCCCUCAUCAGAACCAUUGUUACAUUCCACAAUUGUCUUAUAAUAGUUACUGGAUGUAAAACACAUGAAUUUGGCUGUUGUUGAAGCGGCAUCACUCCAACAGUAUCACUAUUAGUAUUACUGUUUGAUGUUUUUGUUUGAUUUAAUUAACUCCUUUCGGUCUACUAUAUGAUCAUCACGAUUCACAAGACCCCUUUUGAUAAAAUAGUGAUAUGAUUGUGAACCGGUAUUUGUAAGGUUCACAAUUCUAAUUAAUCUGAUUGUUAUUUUGUUUUCAACGUGGCACAAGGGAAUUCUUUA